GAGGUCCAUUGGGCCAUUUUUAUUUUCAAAGGCUGUUGCCGUGGGGACGCGCUGAACACUAAAGAAUUGAAGGCAAAAAUGUCACAUGGCUUCUCCUCAUAAUUCCCUCUCAUUUUGAAUGGCUUGGCAGAUUCCUGCUUUUCUUGCGUUUAGAACGCCAGAUGAGAAUCACAAUGACUUGAGGUGGAAGGCACUCUCGCUGGCUUUCUCUCUGGGCGCCACACGCGGGCGCCACGGCCAUUCAUGUUUUUGGACUACUGCUGUCGAUGUUGUGGAUUCACGCUCAUCAAGCGCCAUGGAGCCGUCUCGCUCAAGACCACGCCCAGUGACACCUGGGUGGUCCUGCAGAACUUGCUGAUGUGCACGCUCUGCUUCUAUUCGCUCUACUACGUGGCGGUCAGCCUCUGCGUCGGACUGCUCAGGGUUCAUGAAAUCAACAGCCUGUUGGCACCGUUUGACUACACCACCCAACCGUCAUGGCAGAACCCAAAAUACCUGGUGGGCGUCAUCUCCACAGAAGUCACCUAUGUUCUGGGAGGGCUGGUGUUUGCUUGGAUCGUGGAGGAGUGGGUGUGGGACUACGCCAUCACGGUCACACUGCUGCAUGUGGCCAUGACUGUUGCAGUGAUGUCGGACUUCCCCACAACCGAGCACUGGUGGAUUGCACUGGGUGAGAUGUUGAAUGUCUUUCGCACCCCCGUGUUGACACUCAUCAAGCGCUCUACGGCUUUUCUCGUUUCAUCCACGUUGACUUACUCGGCAGGCUCGGGGCUGGUGAUGAUGAUAUUCGGAGGGCAGGCGCUGGCCUAUAAACUCUUCAGGAGCAACUUUGUCCACCCGGCCGAGCUGCAGAACUUCUGACGAGGGCUCGGGACGCAUCGCAGCGGACGGAGCAAAGCAUCCGACGACGUUUGCGCUUGUGGUUUUGUAACGUUGCGUGGAAAAUAGCACUCGUCUCGUGUACAAAUGACACCUGGUCAGCUAUAUUAUUUUUCUAUUGUUUAUUCAUUUAGAAAAUGUAUGGAACCAGAUUGUGAUUUACAUGUUACUUGGAAGUAGGUUCGGACAAAUGUGGUUGUUGCAGGCCCAAUAGUACAUGUGCUUUUAUUGGCGUGUACCCGUUAUAUCCGUCAGCACGUAAUGACGUCAUCGGUGUCGAUCGAUUAUUGAAGAAAUUGCGCAGUGACACCUGUGUUCCAUUUGUUGUUGUUGUUGUUGUAAAUUGAGAUUAAAAAAGUUUUUAAGCGCA
This is a messenger RNA of Syngnathus acus (greater pipefish), 1249 nucleotides long. RefSeq names its product transmembrane protein 244 (gene tmem244). The transcript is spliced from 6 exons. The record is from RefSeq and is a predicted model, not a curated record. NCBI's taxonomy places the organism in Eukaryota, Metazoa, Chordata, Actinopteri, Syngnathiformes, Syngnathidae. The coding region runs from base 244 to 861 and encodes 205 amino acids.